AUGGAUAUUUCAAAUAAUCAAAGUUCUGGAAAUGAUAAUGUCACUCCUAAUACUCAAUCUUCCACUCCCAACACUGAAACUUCCAAUCCUCCUACACCAAUUUCUUCAUUGCGUACAAAAACUGAUCCUGCAUGGGCACAUGUUGCUUAUAAGAAAGAAGGGACACAAAAUGUAUACACCUGCCUUUUUUGUGGUAAUAGUUAUAGAGGUAGUGGGAUAAAUAGGAUGAAGCAACACCUUGCUGGUAUCACUGGUCAAAUAUCUUCUUGUAAAAAGGUUUUGCAUGAUAUACAUCAUAGAAUGACAGAAUCUUUGAAAGAGUGUUCAAAGAAAAAAGCCAUUGAAAAUAUAGAAGAGGAAAUUGAAGAUACUCAUGUUGAUUCACCAAUUAUCAUGAGUAGUGCAAAAAAGAGAAAAUCUAUAGGGAGUAUGGAUAAUUAUUUUGCUCCUCGCACAACCCCUGAUUCUCAACCGGGUAUUAAAAGUGCAUUAGCAACCAAAGAAGCGAAACACAAUGUAAAAAUAUUGAUUGCUGAGUGGGCCAUUGUGAAUUGCAUUCCAUUUAAAGCAUUUGAUUGCCCGUUAUUUCAAAAAGCUAUAGAUGGUAUUGCUUCAAUUGGGCCUGGGUUUAAAGCCCCUAGUGCUUAUGAUUUCAAAACCAAUUUGCUGAGUGAUUGGAGAAAAGAAUGUCAAUUACUAAUUGAUAGCCAUCGAGCUAAAUGGAAAAACAAUGGCUGCACACUCAUGGCUGAUGGAUGGACUGAUGUGAGGCAACGUACUUUGAUAAAUUUCUUAGUGUAUUCUACACACGGAAUGGUGUUUGUGAAGUCUGUUGAUGCUUCAGAUUUAGUCAAAGAUGCCAAAACACUAUUUACUCUAUUCUGUGAAGUCAUUGAGUGGAUUGGUCCUAAGAAUAUUGUUCAUAUAGUAACUGACAAUGCAGCUAACUAUGUAGCAUGUGGCAGCAUGCCAAAUGUGUCAGACCUCGCAUCAAAGGCAUCCAAGGCUCUGGUUGUUGAUAAGCAUUUUGUGGACCAUAGAUUAUCAAAGACUGAGGCAGGGAAAAAUUUUAGUGCAAUCAUUUUAGAUAACCGGUUUUGGAAUGACUGUUAUCAAGUUGUGAAGAUUGUAUCUCCUCUCAUCAAAUUAUUGAGAAUUGUGGACUCAGAUGAGAAGCCUUCAUUGCCUUACGUUUAUGAAGGGAUGAGAAGGACAAAAAUAGCAAUUAAGGAGAUGUUUAAGAAGAACAAGGAAUUGUAUAAGCCUUACACAAGAAUCAUUCAAACUUGA
Molecule: messenger RNA, 1290 nt
Organism: Neltuma alba
Lineage: Eukaryota; Viridiplantae; Streptophyta; Magnoliopsida; Fabales; Fabaceae
Exons: 3
Coding region: 1-1290 (429 amino acids)
Molecular function (GO): DNA binding
Source: RefSeq, a predicted model, not a curated record